CAAGAAUUAGAAGGAAAAAAAAACAAUUUGCAAGAGGCCAGUUCCAUGGAGCCGUGGCUGCCGGUGCUCCGCCACCUGCUCGCCACCUCCGCCCCCAGCGCCGCCGCCUUCUCGUCGUCGAACAGCAGCCCCUGCUCUCUUCCUCCGGCCGCGGGCCUCCUACGGCUCCUCCUCUCCCCGGUGCCCACGCUCCCCGCCUCAGAGCCCACGCCUGUCCUCUUCCAGACCCUCCCGCCCUUGCUUCAGUCCCAGGCGCUCUCCUUCCUGUCCUCCUCCGCCUCCCUCCUCGACCCGCUCCAGCUCCGCUCACUCGCCUCCCGGGUCCUUUCUGCCCCGCCCGGCCGGUGUGAUGAAUUCUGGGUCCGCCGGGGCGCCCACCACCUGCUCGACGGAUUGCCUGACAAAGACGUUCCUCAUGUCCCCUGGGAGUUUAACGACGAGUUCCACGAGCCGCCGCCGUGGCUUAAAGGAGAGGCGGCACGGACACAGCCUGCCCUUCCGUGGCUGCCUCUCGAUUGCCGGAGCAUGAUGCCGGGUGGGGUCCAUGCCAGUGAGGAUGGUUUGUCCGAAGUUCGGUUGGAGUCUCUGGGGUUGGAGCAAGACGGGUGUCCGUUAAUGCAGGAAGUUGGGUGUGCACCAUCUCCUCCGGCUUCUCCACUAGAGAAUUCAGUCGUUCAUAGGGCUCUAGCUCUGAAGAAGGAGAUUGGGAUGGCAGAGUCGGUUCUGGGAGCUCAGCAGGCGGCGAACAACUUGCAUGAUCUUUGCCUUGAAUCCGGGAAUGCUGAGGCGGUACUUAGCUUAGUACAGCCAUGGGAAGCUGAUGAUGACAUUGUGAGGGUUCUGCUUUCAAAUUUGGUACUCGAGGAAGAUGGGAUGCAUGGCAAAGGCCCGGCACUUGUGCUGUGUUCUCUUGCCCUACCGAAGUUACUUGACCUUCAAAGAGCAGCUUCAUCUGGUCUUCUUUCUGCUGCACUGGAUAUCUGUAAAAGCUACCCAGCUGCUGCACUGGAGGCUGUCCUCUUCCCACUAGUUCUUAGAAAACAAGGCCUGAAUGCUCCUCAGUGCGAUGUGCUCACACGGAUUGUCAAGGAUUGUAUGCAUCCUUUGCAUGUCACCGCCUUCUGUCAUAGGUUGCUUUCAGGGGAGGAGGGAGAACGGAAACCGGUCUGUAUGCCUCAGCAUCGGGAAAAUAUUGGCCGCGAUUUGGUCUGGACAGAAUCUCUCUUUGCACUAUUCUACAACAUUCUCAGUCAAGACAUUUGCCUAACACCAAGCACCAUCGAGAAGCUAGUGUCCAUGAUUCAUGAUAUGGCAAUAAAGUUUCCAAAGUCGCUUAAAUUUGGCAACUUAUUUCUGUGCUUCGUCUCCAAGUGUUGGCAUGAAUGUAAGAUUCACAGGGUUUUACUUGAGAGAGCUGCUGAGACAACCAACACUUUCUUGACUAAAGCUAUAUUGGUCAAACUGCGGCCUGUUAAUUGAAGUGAUGUCUUGAUUGUUUAAAGAUAAGUUCCUGGUGGGCUACUUGCCAUUCAGAUUAACCAAGUAUGUAAUUGCGUGGGAGGAAUGUUUUGUUUGAUUUUCAAUGGACAGCUUUUGUAGUUCGAGAAA
Molecule: messenger RNA, 1608 nt
Organism: Hordeum vulgare subsp. vulgare (domesticated barley)
Lineage: Eukaryota; Viridiplantae; Streptophyta; Magnoliopsida; Poales; Poaceae
Exons: 1
Coding region: 46-1479 (477 amino acids)
Biological process (GO): interstrand cross-link repair
Cellular component (GO): Fanconi anaemia nuclear complex
Source: RefSeq, a predicted model, not a curated record